AGAGUAGGCCCAACAUCUUCUGCUAACUUCACAGAAGUGUAGACUGCAGGGUUGUGAAACUGUAAACGCGUUUUCUCGAAUAUUUUUAGAAUAUUGUUCAUUCUCACUAUUGGAGGAGUAACACUUUUUAAAAUGGAUGUGGAUAUAACGGAAAAGACUAUUUUAAGGCCUGUAGCCAAAGAUCCUUACGUAGAACUAACGCCGUACCGCGAUCAGCAUUUCAAGGGGAGUCGUGACCAACAAGACAAGCUUUUGAAUCUGACUACAACGCUUUAUGUUGGGAAUUUAUCAUAUUAUACAACAGAAGAACAGAUAUAUGAACUCUUUGGAAAAUGCGGAGAUAUUAAACGAGUUGUUAUGGGGUUAGAUAAAUAUAAGAAAACGCCAUGCGGCUUUUGCUUUGUUGAAUACUACGCAAGAGAUCACGCUGCUGAUGCCAUCAGGUAUAUAAACGGAACGAGGCUUGAUGACAGAGUUGUGCGAACAGACUGGGAUGCUGGAUUCAAAGAAGGAAGGCAAUUUGGAAGAGGAAAAUCUGGUGGACAGGUUCGUGAUGAAUACAGAUCAGAUUACGACCCAGGAAGGGGAGGAUUUGGCGUCAGAGCUCAACUAAAACCAAAGAAUCCUAACAAGUUCGGACAGAAAAAUCAACAACAAAACUAAAUAAUCUUUCAUGGCUGUCUGUGCCCUCUGUGGCAAGAGAAAAACUCUGCGAAGUUGUCGGAUAACUGCUGUUACUCCAUGAAAUUGUACUAUAGCACUAGCAAGUGCUUUUUAUUUCCACCUAUUUGGACAAAAAGCCAUUUUUUGUAGGUUGGGUUGCAGCCACUAUAGAAUUAUCUUGAAAACAAGUUAUCUUUGUACGACCGUAUCAUUAUCGUACGACCAGGGAUGACCAUUACCAAAUUGUUUAUUAUUUUGAAAUAACUUAUUUGAAUAUGGCAUACCGGAGGAAUAUAUUCAAAUUUGUCACCUUCAAAAUUUGGUCCAAACAUUUUAAUGUAUGGUAAUCUUUUCACAACUUCUGAGUUUGAAUUGAACUAACCUCAUUUUUUGUCUGAGAGUCUAAUGUUAUUUGCCAAAGAUGACAAAUUUCAACAUGGAGCCCUCCUAAAUUAUUCCUGGAAUAAAAGAACCUAGACAUCCUUAAUUAAUAGAAAACUGGCAAGUGCAUCUCUACACUAACAAAUAUUUGCAGCCUGGAGUUUUCAUCAAAUAACGUUCAUGUUGGACAUAAUAAAUAUCCUGCUUGGAAGCAGGGUCAGAGUUUAGCAUGUUGAUAAUUGAGUCCGGGCUGUAUUUUCAAACGCUCUGGAGUCUGAAAUCCCUAACGUCUAAAUUUCAUUCUCUUAAUCGUAAAUUUACUUAACCCGAUCGGAGUUGUAGUCAAAAUUAUUUUCAAAAGCAGUUUGGAGUUGAUUGUAAAUUUGUUCCAGACACAAGCUUGAGUAAAAAAAUAGUGUAGUGCUGUAAACUGGGCUUUGAUGAAAUCUGAUAUUGGGCAAUAUUAUUCAAAUUUAUAAUUAGCAAAUGCCCAUGUUCAAGGCUACUCUAAUAACCCAACAUGAUGGAGCCUCAACUCCAGAAAGAACAUCAUAGCUGGUCGGUCAUGACUAGUCACUUGUAACUGAUGACAUCGCUGUUCCUGCAUUGGUUGUUAUUAAUUUUUAUUACGACUUUUUCAUUUUUAUUAGUGUAUUUCUCAAAUUGGAAUUGCAAAACUGAAUUGCGCACAAAUUCAUUUCACAAAAAUAACUUUUAGAUGUUAAAAAGAUGACUUCAAAAAAAUGACUUUGUGAUCACUAACACUCAUGUAGUAUGUGAACCAGGAUGGUGGACCCCCGGAAUGUAGUAUGUGUACCUAGUUAGGGUUAGGCCAUAAUUUCAGGUACAAAUACUAAAGGAAUCACUUGGCUAGUCCUCAAACUCGUAAUAAAACUAAAAUAAGGAAAAUUAUAACCUAACCUGGUACACAUACUACGUUACGGUGUCCGUCAUCUUGGUACACAUACUACUGGAGCGCCUACACUUGUACUAUAGAGCAUUGUUUUUAUUACAAUAAAAAUUGGAAGAACACGCCUCAUUAAUAUGA
Molecule: messenger RNA, 2092 nt
Organism: Styela clava
Lineage: Eukaryota; Metazoa; Chordata; Ascidiacea; Stolidobranchia; Styelidae
Product: nuclear cap-binding protein subunit 2-like
Biological process (GO): mRNA cis splicing, via spliceosome
Cellular component (GO): nuclear cap binding complex
Molecular function (GO): RNA cap binding
Source: RefSeq, a predicted model, not a curated record